Molecule: messenger RNA, 1827 nt
Organism: Xyrauchen texanus (razorback sucker)
Lineage: Eukaryota; Metazoa; Chordata; Actinopteri; Cypriniformes; Catostomidae
Product: chloride intracellular channel protein 5-like
Exons: 6
Coding region: 186-935 (249 amino acids)
Source: RefSeq, a predicted model, not a curated record
AAAUCAAAACAACCACAGCACCUACUGUACACCAACUUGUUACAGUACAGAGACCAUCACGACUCCUUGCUGGACAAAAAAUAAGACGAUUCCUGCAAGCAAACUCCCGGUGUAUAGCCAAGGACAUAGAGAUUACAUAUUCAUAAUCCUCUAUUAGCCUCUGAAAUUGAGUGAACUUGAACGAUAUGACCUCAAAUGAAGAGGAUAAGGAUCCUGAUAUUGAGCUUUUUGUCAAGGCAGGCAGUGAUGGAGAGAGUAUUGGAAACUGUCCUUUCUCUCAAAGGCUGUUUAUGAUCCUGUGGCUGAAGGGAGUCGUUUUCAACGUCACCACUGUUGAUCUGAAAAGAAAACCAGCUGAUCUUCAUAAUCUUGCCCCAGGAACACCCCCACCUUUCCUAACCUUCAAUGGAGAAGUGCGGACAGAUGUCAACAAAAUCGAAGAAUUCUUGGAAGAGAUGCUAGCACCUAUAAAGUAUCCAAAAUUGGCAGCAAAGAACAAGGAGUCGAAUACUGCAGGAAAUGACAUCUUUGCAAAGUUCUCAGCCUAUGUCAAAAACACAAAGCCAGAAGCCAAUGCAAGUCUGGAGACGGGGCUACUGAAGGCUCUGAAGAAACUAGACAACUUCCUGAACUCCCCUCUGCCGGACGAGAUUGAUGAAGAUAGUACGGGGGAGGAGACGUGCUCCAACCGCAAGUACUUGGAUGGCAAUGAAUUAACGCUUGCAGACUGCAACCUACUCCCUAAACUACAUGUAGUGAAGGUGACGUGGGUAGUUUCAAAGAAAUACCGUAACUUUGAAAUACCAUCAGACUUGAGUGGAGUUUGGAGAUACCUGCAGAACGCGUACGCCCGUGAUGAAUUCACCAACACCUGUGCGGCAGACAGAGAGGUUGAACUGGCCUAUCAGGACGUGGCCAAGCGACUUGGGAAAUGAAACGUGGAAAUAUUUUACAGUGACUCUAAUACUCUAAUGCAAAACUGCCGAAAAGGAUGACCUUUCUCUUUGUAAAAGAUUGUCUUGGUAAGGGAAAUUUCUUCAGAUGGAAUUUCCAAAUAUUAACUCUAUUAACAAAAUUUGCCUCCAGGACUCUAUAUUGGAUUAGUCAUUUAACGCUCGUGUUGAACUGUUGCCUGCUCCCAUGAUGCUUGUGUGUUCUUACAUACUAUCGUAAACUGUCCUUGAAUUACAACAUUGAUGAAAUACAUUUUCUGGAUAUAAAUGUUAAAAGAAAGAAUUUAGGACUAACCUCUUCAUUAUAUACGAAACCUACAGAUAGGAAUACACUUGCAGAUAGUUUUCAUCCCAUCUUCAAUUAACUAGACUGAAGAGAAUCUGUGAGGACAAUAAUGACUUUGAGAAAGAAAAAAUGAACAUGUUAUCUAAAUGUAAUGGAUGAAAUUAUAGGGAAGAUUGGAUAAAUAAUGCAUUUACAAAAAACAGAAUCAAAAAGUCGGGACGUAUUUGGCCCCUAAAAAACAUCUAGACAUGAUUUUUUUGUGCUACUGUACUUAUACUCCAAAAACUAUUCAUAUUAGAAAUGUGAUACAAAAACACUGGUAUGUCCUUCAAAGUGAUUUGACUUGAUUUUCCACUGGUUACCUACAAAAGGGCCAAAAACCUCUACAAAUAGAGUUGCAAAAGCCUGUCCAUCAAAAGAAACUUCGUUUUAUACUCUUACAGGUCAAGUUCAACAGGUCACUUUAAAUCAUACCUGUCAACACUCCCGUUUUUCCCAGGAGUCUCCUGUAUUUCACACCCAUCUCCCCUCCCAUUUUGUUAUUUCUCCCGGGAAACUCCCAUAAUUUGUAUGGCCCAAACCUCGUUA